Molecule: messenger RNA, 1131 nt
Organism: Aphanomyces astaci
Lineage: Eukaryota; Oomycota; Saprolegniomycetes; Saprolegniales; Verrucalvaceae
Exons: 3
Coding region: 1-1131 (376 amino acids)
Molecular function (GO): nucleic acid binding
Source: RefSeq, a predicted model, not a curated record
AUGAAGGGCAGAGUGGGGAGGAAGAAGGUGUUCACUGCAGAGCAAGUUAAAGCAAAGCUCUUGCAAGUACCUCUUGCUCAACCCACCACGCUUCGAUCCAUUUCGGAACGCACAGACGCAAACAAGUAUGGUCGGAUGAAGCAUGCGGUCGAGUUCGUUGGCUCCACGUUAGAGCUGAACGACAUGCUGCAGUUUGUUCACUUGGACGAGAAAUGGUUUUAUAUUACAAAGAAAGAGCCAAAACGCGAGUGCAAAAGCAAACAGUAUAUUACGAAAGUCAUGUUCCUUUGCACGGUGGCACGUCCACGCUACAACCACACGACAGACAGCUGGUGGGAUGGCAAGAUCGGUAUUUGGCCCUUUGUCGAGCCCGUGGCAGCGCAGCGUGAUAGUGUGAACCGCAAAGCCGGCACCCUCGAAACAAAGUCAAUCACCGUGACAAAGGACGUGUACCGUACAUUUCUGCUGGACAAGGUCUUGCCUGCAAUCGUCGCCAAAUGGCCGUACGCCGAUCACACCAUCAAGUUGCAGCACGACAAUGCUGGCGCACAUGCCACGCCAGAGGACGCGAAACUCAAGGCGGCCCUGGACACGUACAAGGCACUCGGCUGGUAUAUGUCGCUCGCCCCACAGCCGCCAAACUCACCCGACACGAACGUCUUGGACCUCGGCUUCUUUGCUGCCAUCCAAUCACUACAGCACCGCAAGUCAGCACGUACAAUUGACGAGCUCGUUGGCCACGUGGAGAGUGCAUUCGUCGAGUACCCCUUGGCGCGUUUGAAUCACACGUUGACGCUGCAGUCCUGCCUGGUGGAGACCUUGAAGCUGUUCGGCGACAAUGCCUACAAGGUGCCACACAUGUCCAAGGAGAAGGAAGAGCGCAAAGGAAUGCUACCGCAAAACGUGUCGUGCCCGAGGGAUGUCUUCGAAGCAGCCAAGGUCAGGUUGGAUGGCGUGUCGUAUGCUAAGCUGGACUGUUUCCUAGCAGCCGAACUGGAGGAGGCUCGUUGCAUCGACGAGCUCGCGCAGGCACUCGAAACCAUUGCGCUGGACGACGACGAGCCGGACGACAUCAUGUCUGCCCUGUGUGACGCAGGAAUCGAUCCCAUUAGUGUAGAAGAUGACGAGUAA